CCAAAUAUCCGGGCGUUACAGUUCGCCAGACAAAUGCUGGAACCUCUUCUGAGGAGAAGGGUCUUGUCUUGCGCCCCACCCCGCGAGGGUCCCAUACUGUUGGGAACUAAGUCGAUCCCGGGGAGCCCUGGCCGCCCCUUGGGGCCGCCCAUGCGGCCUCCGCAGAGAGCGCACAGCCGGAGCCCGGGGGGCCCCGCCGCCCUCCCGCGGCCCCAGGGACGAGCCCAGCGGUGAGGAGAGGUGGGAGGCCGGAGCCUGCUGAGGUCAUUUCCUGUGCCUCUCCGCGAGCCGCCCGCAGAGCCGAGCCCCGCGCUCUGCCUUUAAGGAGCGGGCGGGGGCGGGAGGGCCGGAGGGAGCGCGGCGGAGCGGUGAAUGGGGUGCAGCCAGACUCCGCCGGGCUUUGUGCGGCCAGCCUGCGGGCACCCCUCCGGGCCCCAACCUCUCCCCGCCCCGCCCCGCCCACUCCGAGCCCUGCUGCCGGGGAGCGGAGACCCGGCGGCCGCUGCGGGCUCGGACGGGAGCGACGCAAGGUCAGCGGCGGCGGCGCGCGGAGGGCGCCCGUGUGCCGGGUGCGCGGCGGGGACGCCCGCGACCUCGCUGGAGGGCUCUGGAAUAUCCAGAAGUUGAUCCCAUCAUGGCAGAACUCAAGUUGGAGACCCGGACCGGUAUAGACUGGCAGAAGCGCUGCCUGGCACUGGAAACCCAGCUCUUCAGGUUCCGUCUACAGGCCAGCAAGAUACGGGAGCUGCUGGCUGACAAGAUGCAGGAGUUGGAACAGAGGCUGCUGGAAGCAGAGCAGAGAGCAGAGAAUGCAGAGACCCAGGUGGGUGUGAUGGAAGAGAAGGUGAAACUGUCCAAUCUGAAGACUGUGGACUCAGCAGGCAGCCUGCACCGGAAGUACCAAGAAUUGCUGAAAGCCGUGCAGGACAAAGAUGAGCUCAUCGACCAGCUGCAGGCACAGCUGGAGAAGCAGAAGCAGAUGAGAGCUGAGGAAGCAAAAAUUGUUCAAGAAAAAGCUGCAAAGAUCAAGGAAUGGGUGACACUGAAACUGGCAGAGCUUGAGAUGGAGAAUCAGCACUUGAAAAGCUAUAAUCAGCACCUGGCAGGGCAGGUGGGAGCCCUCCAAGAUGCACUAGGAGCUCUUCAGAUGGUACCGUCAGCGAAGCUGCUGGUGGCCACCCAGGAAACCCCAGAGCAGAAUUCUGUCCCAUCAGGGCCAGAAGCCCAGCUGAUGGGGCAGGACAGCGGUCCUCAGGCCCAGGGUACCCUGAAGGCAGCUAUGACUGCACCUUCUCUGGGUGCUCUGCAGAGCGAGGACUCUGUUCCUCAAACAGGAAGCCUGUCAGAGGAUUCUGGUUCCAGUGUGGUCCAUCCUGGGCAAAUACCAGAGGCGAAGCCCCGUCCACUUUGUCUGGGAAGAGAGGGCCCUCCUGGCCAGCUGUGCAUGAAGGCUCGCACCCCGAGACGUGGUUCAGCUUCCUGGGGUGAGGGCCUGGUCACUACUCAGGGAGGGACUCUCCCUGGGACAAAGACCUCUGCCAGGGAAGGUGGCCCUGGCUACAGCCUGACCCUACCGAAGGUGCGGGCUUCCAGCACCCCCCGGGACAGCCUCCAGCUGGCCAAGCGCCACCACAGCCAGCCCCAGGUGGGCCCUGGGCACUUCAGCCACGUGGUGAGCAUUGAGAUUGGAACCCUCGCUGCCCUCCACCCCUCUGGCCUUCCUGAGGUGGAAGCCCGAGCUGAACUCCGGGAGGAACUGGAGAAGAUGGAUAUGGAGGAACAACCCCCAGCGGGAAAGGAGAGAGAGAACCCAGAGGCCCCCAGAGCUGAGCUGGAGGAAGUGGGUUUGGGUAACAAACCGCCCACACCCCCUCUGCACCGGUUUCCAUCCUGGGAGAGCCGGAUCUAUGCUGUGGCCACGGCAGGCAUGCGGCUCUCGGACGUGUCUCCCAGAAGUAAUGCCCUGUGCUGCGCUUCGAGCCCUCCUGCCCUUGCGUCCCCUGGGCCUUUCUCUGGCCUUGUCUACAAGAAUGUCACCGUGCCUGUCUACACAGCUCUGAAGGGGAGGGCCACGCAGAUCAGCACGGUGCCCUUUGUGGACGAGUCCUCUGGGUCCGAUGACGACUGCAGCUCUCAGGCGAGUUUCCGAACUUCAGUCCCCUGCGCUGAGUCCAGGAAGACCAGCGGAGUGGGCAGCCCCCGGGCCAUCAAGAGAGGUGUCUCCGUGUCCUCGCUGAGCUCCGAGGGUGACUACGCCAUCCCCCCAGAUGCCUGCUCGCUGGACAGCGACUACUCAGAGCCUGAGCACAAACUACAGCGCACCUCGUCCUACUCUACCGAUGGCCUGGGCCCGGGCCCGGGCGGGGAGUCACUGGAGAAGUCGGGCUACCUGCUGAAAAUGGGAAGCCGGGUAAAGACGUGGAAGAGGCGCUGGUUUGUCCUGAGACAGGGACAGAUUAUGUACUACAAAUCCCCGAGCGAUGUCAUCCGGAAACCUCAAGGUCAAGUGGAACUGAACUCCCACUGCCAAAUUGUUCGAGGGGAGGGGGCACAGACAUUCCAGCUCAUCUCUGAGAAGAAAACCUAUUACCUGACGGCGGACUCCCCCAGCCUGCUGGAGGAGUGGAUCCGAGUGCUGCAGAGCCUGCUGAAGGUCCAGGCCACUGGGCCUCCAGCCCUGCCCCAGGGCGGCACCAAGCCCACCGUGAAGGGCUGGCUCACCAAGGUAAAGCAUGGCCACUCCAAGCUGGUCUGGUGUGCUCUUGUUGCGAGAACCUUCUACUAUUAUCGAAGCCAUGAGGACAAGCGACCCCUGGGCCAUCUGCCCGUGCGGGAUGCACACAUAGGUGAAGUCGACCGAUCCUGUGACUCAGACGAGGACUAUGAGGCUGGAGGAACUGGGCGGUUGCUUUCCUCCCACUGCACCCUGGUGAUCCAUCCCCCAGAGCACAGCCCCACCUACCUCCUCAUUGGCACCAAGCAUGAAAAGGAUACGUGGCUUUACCACCUCACAGUGGCAGCAGGUGGCAGCAGUGCCAAGGUGGGCACUGCCUACGAGCAGCUCAUUGCAAAACUGAUGGAUGGCGAGGGAGGCCCAGAUUCCCCUCUCUGGAGGCACCCCAUGCUGUGCUACAGCAAAGAUGGGCUGUACACCUCACUCACCACCCUGCCCUCUGAGGCCCUGCAGACGGAGGCUCUCAAGCUCUUCAAGUCCUGCCAGCUCUUCAUCAAUGUGCCUGUGGAAGCUGCCUCAGUGGACUACCAUGUGUCGCUGGCCCAGACGGCACUGCAGGUCUGCCUGGCUCACCCCGAGCUACAGAGUGAGAUCUACUGCCAGCUCAUGAAGCAGACCAGCUGUCGCCCACCUCAGAAGUACUCACUCAUGCAGUGCUGGCAGCUCCUGGCUCUGUGCGCCCCCCUUUUCCUGCCUCAGCACCACUUCCUCUGGUAUGUCAAGCAGCAGCUCCAGCGCCACGCAGACCCCAGAAAUGAAACUGGCCAGUAUGCUACCUACUGCCAGCGGGCAGUGGAGCGGACCCUGCAGACAGGGGAACGAGAAGCCAGGCCGUCACGCAUGGAGGUGGUGUCCAUCUUGCUGCGUAACCCCUUCCACCACUCCCUGCCCUUCAGCAUCCCUGUGCACUUCGCCAAUGGGACUUACCAGGUGGUCGGUUUCGAUGGCUCCUCCACAGUAGAUGAAUUUCUCCAGCGGCUCAACCAGGAGACAGGCAUGAGAAAGCCAGCUCGCUCUGGCUUUGCCCUCUUCACAGAUGAUCCUUCUGGCAGGGACCUGGAACACUCCUUGCAGGGCAGCAUCAAGAUCUGCGAUGCCAUCUCCAAGUGGGAACAAGCCCUGAAGGAGCUACACUCCGGAAAGUCUGAGGGCGGCACACGCGUCGUGAAGCUGAUGUACAAGAACAGGCUGUACUUCCGGAGUCAGGUCAAAGGGGAGACAGAGCGAGAGCGGCUGCUGCUUGCCUCCCAAACUAGUGGAGAGAUAGUGGCAGGCAGGUUUCCCGUCAACAAGGAGCUGGCCCUUGAGAUGGCUGCCUUAAUGGCCCAGGUAGAAUAUGGGGACUUGGAGAAGCCCAUCCUUCCAGGCCCUGGGGGCACAUCUCCUGCCAAGGCUCAGCAUCACCUCCAGCAGGUCCUAGACAGGUUCUACCCAAGGCGCUACAGACAUGGGGCACCCCCUGAGCAGCUGAGGCACCUGAUAGAUCUGCUGACCUCGAAGUGGGCAGCACUACAAGGCUGCUCUCCGCCUGAGUGCAUCCGCAUCUACCUGACAGUGGCCCGGAAAUGGCCUCUCUUUGGUGCUAAGCUCUUUGCUGCUCAGCCUGCACAGCUGUCUCCCAAGGAGAAUGCUUUGGUGUGGAUUGCCGUGAAUGAGGACGGUGUGAGCAUCCUGGACCACAACACUAUGCAAGUGCACGUCACGUACCCCUACUCUUCAGUGCUGACCUUUGGUGGCUGUCGGGAGGACUUCAUGCUUGUGAUUAGAUCCAUUCCAGACCAGAGCUCAGGAAAAGGCCACAUUGAGAAGUUGGUCUUCCGGAUGGCUGCUCCCAAGAUUGCAGAGGCCACCUGCACCAUGGCCAGCUACAUGAACCAUUGCUCUGCCACCGUGACCCCACCCCCCACCCCACCUGCUGCCCACCAGCUGCGGGACCUGGAUGGACGGCAGUUCUUCGCUUCUGUUCUGGGUGCUGCCGAGCGGCCCGGGCUGCUGUGAAAUCUCCUGCUCCUUUCCUCACCACCACCUGGUGCCUUGGGGAUUAGAAAUGUAUCCUGGGCUAUGACACUACUGUGAUGGGUCCAACAGCCCUCCCUCUGCCCUGGUUUGUUCUGUGAAGUGCACUUCAGUGUCCACAAAGCCUUUACAUUCUAGGUGCCUUACGUUUCAAGGACCAACUUUCAAGAAUCCAGACCCAGUAUAAAAACCACUUCUUUCCCCCACAAGAAUACUGAGCUCUGGAUGCUGCCUGAUUCUAGACACAGGCAGGGAUGGUCCACAGUGACUGGUUACUGAGGCAUCGGUGCUCUAGGUCUGAGCUUUCUGCACUGAUACUCCGAGGCAGGCUAACAUUGUUUGUACUGAAUAUGUCGGGAUUUCAGUAUAUCCUCAUAUUGGGAUUUACACUUGAGGUUUUCCCAACAUCCCUUAACAGAAUAGGACUAGAAUUUCCAUUUCACCUGAACUCCACAAAAGCCUAGAAUGUAUGAAAACUGGACUUCCUUUCCCUCACAGAAAGGUGUUGGCAGCCUGGAGAACAAGGAACGGGUCGCCACUCCCUUUCUGCUACUGCAAACGAGCAGGUAUUUGUAGUCCUGGGGCAGCAGUGCCUGUCUUUGCCGGACAAGGGCCGUCCUUGCUGAGGGUGAAGCUGUUUUCCCUCAUACUGGACUGUCAGCCCAGCUAGGUAUAAGUAGGGAUAGGUCCAAGCUCACCACUCAGUCUCGUUUUGAGGAUUGGACAGGGCUCAGUAAGGGUGGUGCUUACUACUGUAGAACAAGGCGGCUGGCACUUGUUCAAGCAAACUGCUUUGCUUUUUGCUGCUCUAUGACACAUAAGACCCCUCCAGGCUCUUGAGCCUGGAUUCGCUCCUCAGACUUCUGGUGAACUUCCACUGGGAAUUAGUUUGAAGGCAGAGAACACGUAUGUGGUAUCUGACCUAGUACGGAAUUUAAAAGUUUCUUUCACCGUUUGCCUUCCUGACGACACCAGUAUUCCUCCAUCCCCAACUGAGACCUUCUGUUGAGUGCAGAGGAAAUGAUCUUUGUCUCCACCCUCCACAAACAGAGAAAAAAAAAAAAAAAGAACGGAAGAGUUCAUUCAUACUCUGAUUUCCAACAUCGGAGAAACUGAGUUUUAUUUCAUAGCUCUAAGGUAGUCUUACAUUUGUCAAUGAAGUGCUGAGAACUAUUUAGGUUUAGCAACAGCAUCCCAAAACCAAGCCUUUAACCCCAACAGUGUGUGUGUGUGUGUGUGUGUUGCACACUGCAGACACUGCAGGGCUGGAACUAGUUUGAACACCUCAACUGCUGUAAGCGUCCCCACUUUCACCCUUUAAACUGACAAGCAUGAUAGAAAAAGAAGCGUAUCAGAAUGUCUGCCUCUUUUAAAUGAACUUGACUUUGCAAGGCUGGCAAUUUUACUGUCAUCUCCCCCAGAAUUUGGGAUCUAGCUGAGACAUUUCUACCUCAAACAAGCCACAUGUCACAUGUACCACAGGCUCCUGAAUAACCCCUCCACGGCUGAUGUAAAAGGCAGAGCUUACAGCUCUAGUUUUGUUAUCUUGAGUGUCUGUGGGGCCAAUGGGGAUAUUAUCUACCUGGAAGUUUAAAAAAAAAAGGACCCCAUAGAAAAAGUAGCCACGAAUGGAGCUGUCUCUACACUGAAUUUGCAGGGGGUGGUGAAGCCAUCUCCUCCACCCCAUCUCCUGCCCAACCCUUCAGGAAUCCUCCCUUAGUUUAUUAAUUUUAUACAGAAGAAACUGCCUUAUAAACAAAGGUUUCUAUAGUUGGCAUGUUUAUCCUUCCUUAACAUGUCUGGAAACCAAAGUUAAAUUUCUGUCUGGCCUUCUGUGUUACCCCUCUUGGCAAAAGAAGUUUUUGAAACCAUAGAUAAUGCUGAGUAACAAAAGAGUAUUAAUGUGCUUGACACCCAUGACUGAAAUGCCUCACUCAUGUUUGUCAAUAAAAAGCAGGUAUCUGUUAA
Molecule: messenger RNA, 6718 nt
Organism: Manis pentadactyla (Chinese pangolin)
Lineage: Eukaryota; Metazoa; Chordata; Mammalia; Pholidota; Manidae
Gene: PLEKHH1
Product: pleckstrin homology, MyTH4 and FERM domain containing H1
Exons: 29
Coding region: 635-4732 (1365 amino acids)
Cellular component (GO): cytoskeleton
Source: RefSeq, a predicted model, not a curated record